UUUCGUAUUAAUCAUCGUCAUUUAGCGUUUUGACUUUUGUGAUCACAACUCGUUUUUUCGGAUGAGUUUCGUCUGCAAAAAUUCGCGAAUUUCAUUCUAGAAGAUCUUAGAUCGCGUGUGUGAGGAUCAGCGGAUCCGUGUUCAGUGCAAAGUGUUGUCCGUGUUUCCCGAAAACAAAAGAUUCAAGCGCGUAACCCGGAAUUUCUCACCUUUGGGUCGCGGAAUAUCAAAAUCCCAAUUUGUUCGACCUCGAGUUUUGGACUCAUCACCAAAUACGUAGAACUGAUCGCGGAAUGUCGUAAUUCGUACCGCGAUCAUCCGUUUGGAUCACUUCCCUUGAUUUGUUUGACUUUGGGUGUCUAGUUCAGCUUGACUGGACCAAAUUUGGUACGUUCGCUACGGACGUGUGUAAUCAUAAUAAUUAUAUUUGCUUGUGCUGAAAGCGAAAUUAUUUGUUUGUACGCAAGGAGAAGAAUCGGAAGAAUAAUCGAAGAUACUACCAUUCCGUAAUUGCAUAAAUAUCGGCUUUGAGUGUAAGAAGUUGAUCGGGAUUAUGCGAAGAGCUAAUGUGUAAAUAGCCGAAAAAAAGCACUGAAAGUGAGGCUAUAACGAUAUUCACCAACAUUAUCUGUUCAUGCAAAUAAUCAGUCCAGCUGAAUAAAGAUUCCAAUAUGGCUAAACAAAACAAUAAAAUUCACCUAUGGAUAUGGAUACUAGCCAUUUUCAGUGGGUUCACACAUCACGCAUCCUCCGAAGAUGCGCCGGCUUCAUCAACUGACUUCGCUCCACAGGUGAAUGCGACCUGCAAGUCCAAUACCAUGAACAUAAAGGUUUAUUUUGAUAAACCGUAUAAUGGCGCAAUUCAUGCACGUGACCAUCGCAACCCGAACUGUAUGGCGUUGGGAAAUGGAUCCACCUCGGUAACUCUGAGCCUCAAUUUGCAAGCGAAACAGAAUCAGCCUGACUACUGCGGCAUUCUCGUCAGUAACGUGAGUCAAGAUCGAACGGAGGAGCGAUCGAUACAAUUGGCAGUUCGAGUGCACAAGACGUUGGAGCUGGCUGACGACAAAUUUUAUGUGAUCACAUGUGGAAAAACAGGCUUUGCAAGAGACGAAAACUCACAUGUUGCUUUGAAGUUCUUUGAAAAAGAUCGUCGAGUCAGGGAGACCGUCUAUGGCCGCGAAUACACUGUUCGUGCAGAACUGACCCAACCUAAUGGCACAAACGGAAUCCGGGUGACAAACUGCUUUGCCUUCGAUAAAAAGAACCUCAACAUUUCAUUGAUUGAUGACAGGGGAUGCCCUAUAAAUUCAGAAAUAAUGACCAGGUUCUAUCCUAAUGAAGAAGGUACAGCUGCUACUGCACUUUUGAAGUCCAUGUUCAAAUUUCCAGAAGGAUCUGAAGUCCACAUGCAAUGUGACAUCGUUCAGUGUAAAGGAAAAUGCUCAAAUGAAGACCCAUGUACCAGUGUCGCAUCCUUCACAAAAGGCGGCAAAAAUGGAAAUGAAGUCACUGACGGUAUGGGAUUAGCAGCAACCACUGUCUACGUAUUGGAUCCCGCAGAUGCUCCAUUGGUUUCCCCUACCUGUGAUGAAGGUGGAGUUCGGCCGGCAUGGUUGCUCUGGCUCACAAUAGCCUUGGGUGUCCUGUUUUUGAUUAUGUUGCUCAUGAAUAUUUUCCUUUGCACCGCGAUGAGCUGCAGUUGUGCUAGGACUGAGAUCAUCGAAAAAGAACCAUCAAUAAUUGAAGAGUAUGAUCCCUACAGAAGUUGGCAUGGAAGUCAAUAUGGUUCCCGAUAUUCACUGCAUGGCCGCGAUGGGCACAACAAAGGAUAUACGAGUGGCGGGUCGACCAUUCACUCAAAUAGGUCGUUACCCAUCGACUCCGAUCAUUACGCCAUUGUACAUUCACGCCCGGGCUCAAGACAUUCCAAUGCUUACGGACAUCGAUCGAGAGGACCGUCUAGCAAUUACUAGAAAAUAUACAUUACUCGAAAACAAAUAAAGACCAAAAUCCGUAAAUGUAGUCAAUCAAUCAAUCAGUCAUAGACGUUAAAAUCGGAAAUAGACCUGAAAAUUGGAUAUCAAUUGGAGAUAGAUUUCGGUCCGAGAUCAAAGUUUCGUCAAAAUUUUCCAAAAAAAAAAAAGAGAGAGAGAGAGAGAGAGAGUAACGAUCAAGUCUCAAGUUGUUGAUCAUAAGACAAAACCUUCGAAAAACAUACGACAAAAAGCGAAAACAUAACGAAAGGACGAUGGAAAGUAGAAUCUUGAAAAACAGUCGAUAUUGGGGCAUUCAGACCUUCUAAGAACAUUACCUCUUCAACCGAUCGCAACUAACAGCUUACAAUUGACUAGGCAAGAAUAGAUAAACCUAAAUCAACCAAUCACACUAAAAAGUACUACUACAUGCCAUGCUUGACAAAAAACCAUUAUAUUUGUAAAUCUCCUAAAUAUUAAAUGUAAUUUAAAAUACAAUUGAUACGGAUCGAAUCCGGGGAAAAUUAUGUUUUAGAUAGAAAGUGGAUAUACGAUUUGAGAUGUGGAAAAUCAUUUCUUAUCAUCAUUUUACUUAAAGUUAUGUUUCAUCUCUACCAUAUUUCAUAAUUAAGUCACUAGAGUCGUAAGUUUAAUAUCUUUAAGAUUAUAUUGUAAAAAAGAAAGACCGGAAUAAUGUUAUUUGUAAAAAGAUAAUAAAAGACUUUAACAAUUCGAAA
This is a messenger RNA of Hermetia illucens (black soldier fly), 2713 nucleotides long. RefSeq lists its product as uncharacterized. Lineage: Eukaryota; Metazoa; Arthropoda; Insecta; Diptera; Stratiomyidae. Bases 672 to 1976 code for a protein of 434 amino acids. The record is from RefSeq and is a predicted model, not a curated record. The transcript is spliced from 11 exons.